Messenger RNA from Ogataea angusta, 972 nucleotides. RefSeq lists its product as uncharacterized. The record is from RefSeq and is a predicted model, not a curated record. The transcript has a single exon. Lineage: Eukaryota; Fungi; Ascomycota; Pichiomycetes; Pichiales; Pichiaceae. Gene Ontology annotation, cellular component: nucleus. Bases 1 to 972 code for a protein of 323 amino acids.
AUGUCUGAUUUCGAUAUGAUGGACAUUGAGGACCGACGAAGCAGCGUCGGGUCCCAGAUGGCGAGGCCAGGCGAAAUGCCUCCCAGCAGCCUCGUUCUGAUCUUUGAUACCAAUUUCCUGCUCGACCAUCUGCCUAUAGUAGACGGCCUUCGUGGGGUGCCAGUGCCCCAUCAGCUAAUCAUCCCCAACCAGGUCGUGAGAGAGCUCGACGGGCUCAAGUCAUCGAAUUUGCACGUUUCAGGGGCCGCACGCCGGGCCAUCGACUGGAUCUACGGGUUUCUGCACAACAACGACCAGAUCUUGCGGGUCCAGCGACUGCACGAGCGACUCGACCGCGACGCCGUCCAGGACGACGCUAUCCUGGACGCCUGUCUCUUUUUUGGGACAGAAAACAUGGUUGUGCUGUUCUCGAACGACAAAAACCUGUGCGUCAAGGCUCUGGCCCAUGGCGUUCUUACUGUGUCCUACCGUGAAGACAUGACAUUGCAAACGAUCAUUGACCGGCUGGUAGCAGAGUUUUCGCGGGUCAAUGGCGACGUGAUGGAGCUUGAGGUGGAGAGAGACAACAGACAGGUGGCUGCAGACACCGUCUACUCGCAAGCACGCACGCUUGCCGUAGAGGCCAUAGAGCACGUACUAAGAGAGGAAUUUGGAGACGACUUCGACAUGAUAGAUUACGACCCUUCGAAACAACAUUCAUUGCGCGACUGUUGCUACACACUGAAACACUUCAGCGUGUCCACCUUCGGGAGCUAUUUCCGCAACUUUGGCAUCAAUCCGCUGAAAUUACUCAAAGAAAAGCAGAGCAUAGCAGAAUAUUCCAACAAGCCCCAGUCGCGCGAGCAACUAUCCGAGUUCGUCGAGUUCUGGAUCAUCGUGUUGGAGGGACUAUACAAAAAGCGCAGCAGCGAGCAAAAAGCGGCGUUGAAGAUGGUUGUUGACGCGUGGCGCAAGACGGCGCAGACGACAUGA